AGCGGAAGUAACGUUAACUUUUUGUUUUGAUGAAAAUAAAAGGAAACGUGAUAUGAAAUUAUUUCAGUGAGCCUUACAGAAAGCGUUUUUAGAAUUUAUUUUUGAAUAAUUAACCCACCCUCACAAAUAGAAUGGCAUUCUCUAUGUCGAAUUUGGUAAGUACUGGGCAACAAGACUCCACUGUUUGUUUUCUUACUAAUUAGAGUUAGUAAGUUAGUCCCUUAAGUCUUAAGCUAAGUAAGUCAGUAAGGACUCUGUCUGAGUCAAAUCAAAGUAGUAAACUGUAAAGUAAGUCUAGAUUGAGACUAAACUCAAACUAACUCUAAACUUACACUUAAGUCAGACUACUUCACCCACUAAGGCUAUUGUUGAGAACAGUGCCCAUGGCGGCAUUUGCGUGUUUAUUCAAUAUUGUGCAGGAGUCUUGCCCCUUUGUUUAUUUUACUGUUUAUUUUGGUUAAAAAAGGGGACCCCUGCACUUUUUUAUCGAAUUUCACGAAUAUAUCCCUAAAUCGAUCCCUAUGCCUAACCUGAACCCUAAAUCUAUGCCGCAUGCCUAACCUGAACCCUAAAUCGAUCCCUAAACCUAACCUAAACUAAACCCUAAAAGACCCCGUGGCUGCCGUCCUCGGUUUUAGCCGUUUAUUUUCAUUGGACGAGUGUGACAUCAUUUGCGUGUUUAUUCAAUAUUUGUGCAGCUGCGAAGGAAUAUUUUAAUUACCGGUUGGAACAAGAUUUCAUGUGAAUAAUUAAUGAAGAUUAAAAUAAAAGUUACAUUUUAUGUUUUAAAAAAUUAAAUUGUAUGUUUUUAAUAUUCUUACUAAGAGUGUGGGAAUUUUAGAAUGUUCGAAAUAUUAAUGAAAAUAGAAAAAUUAAUUUUCUUGUAGGGUACUUUAAAAUUAUGCGUAUAUAGAAAGGAGUGCUUUAACGUUACGUCGGUUGUCGUCUUCUUUGAUGUGCUCUCUGGGUGUCCGGCGGUAAGUUCGAAAUUUGUUGUUUUUACAUCUACAAUUUGUUUUUUUUUUAAAGAUAAAUUUGGGGUUAGAGACAGGUAUUAAAACCCAACUUACAGUUUCAUGUAAUACACUUUUACACACUUUAUUACAGGUUCCAAAGAAAAUAAUAUGCACAAAUGGGCCACAAAUGAAUAGAUCGCAACAGCCGGCAUUAAGCUAACGUGUUGAAAAGAUGCUGGCACAAAUAAAAUAUGAUAAUUAGCCAACCAAUGAUAAUUUAAAAUUAUAAAUAAUCAACCAAUUAAAAUUUUAAUACAAAACAUGUCAUCAGCACUUUCUCCGACAAUCAAAUAAACGAAGGGGAAUGUCUCCUGCACAAAUAUUGAAUAAACACGCAAACGACAGUAAUCUUUCGGUAAGUAGUUGAUAAAAUGCAUUCUCCCCAACCGUCCCCUUUUCUACAACACGUGUCUUAGCACUACUUUUUUUGUUUUAAUCGGUCGCCAUCUUGGUUGACAUGGCCCGUGACCUUCUCACGGAUCAUGUCAACAAAGAUGGCAGCCAUGUUGGGAAACCCUGGGCAUCGUCCUCAACAUUUACCCUAACUAAACUGCCCCGUGACUAAACUAAUUUCUAGUUGACUAGUAACCGCAGCUACUUUAAUGAUUCCUAGAAUCUAGAGUGACUUUGUCUUACUUAGUGAGUGAAGUUACGGUGACCAGAUUUGGCAAAUUUAAAGAAGAGAUGCCAUGUUUUUUUUCCAAUGGCCGACAUCUUGGUUGACAAGACCAGUUAAUUCUGUCACUAAAUCUAAGUAAAUGUAUCCCUUAACCUAACCUGAACCCUAAAUGUAUCCCUAAACUUAAACCUAACCUGAACCCUAAAUGCCUAAAUGAAUUGAAUGUAUCCCUAAACAUAAACUGAACCCUAAUUCACGGCAACUUUAAUAAACACACAACAGAGGCUGUGGUAUUCGUUCUUAAUUUUAGCCCCAGAUUUUAUUAGGCAUUAGGUUUAACUUUAACCUGGAGGGGUAGAAAGGCCCAGUUUGGGGGGGGGGGGGGUUCCCCCAAGCCAAAAACGGUUUUUGAAAAUUGUCUGAAGAGCAAAGAAAAAAAUUCAUUAGUAUUGACAUUAUAUAUAAUAUAGUAUUAAGCAUAUCAUAUACUGUAUACUCGACUAUUAUAACAAUAGCUUAUUAUAUGCUAUGGAUGUACCAAAACCUUCUGCCUUCUUACAUUGUAGUUGUGUUAAUCAGGAAUCGCAAGUGAAAUAUUUGUGAAUAUGAAUAAUAAAGUCAAAGUAGAAAAAAUGUAUUUUUGGUUAAUAUAUACAAUCCAUGCCACUCGUUUUACAGUGUUUUUCCACUUCACUGCUGCGUCUUUGUUGCUGUUUUGGCAGAUGUGGCAGGCAAGAAAGGUGGCAGCGGUGUAAAAAAAAAGAAGUGCCAAAACAUGUUUGCUAAAAAGUAGUUUAAAAUUAGCAAAAAACAUGCUCAUUUAAUUAAAUGUUUUAAAGAAAAAUCUACAACUCUAUGUUAUGUAAUCAUUCAAUAUCCCUUACUCACGCGUACCUAGUUAUGAGCUAGUUGAUUAGAUAGGGCCUGAAAAAAUCAUUUCAUUGUUACCAAAUUUAUGGUUGUAAUUCAAUUCUAAAGAACGUUAUGAUUCUUAUUGUGAAUUAUUUUGGGAUAACUCUGUUUAUGGAUACAUAAAAUAGUCAUAUAGGAAAAUAUAAAAGUGACUAAAAUGAAAACUGGGCAAAGAGCUGAGAUAGAUGUUAAAUAGAGCAGUAAAUAGAAGUUAUUUCAGCAAUUAAUGAAGAUAACUUUUAAAAACCAAAUAUAUCUGUGAUUUGUGAAGUAUUUCAAAAUCCAAUUCAUCUAAAAACAAAACCAAUCUUAAUUUUAACUCUAUUAUGAAAGUAAAAUGAAUAUUUUCCUUAAUAUUUCCAUGCAAUACAUGUGAGGUAGCUGAGACCAACGUCCUAAAUAAGCCUAUCCUAUAGAAGUGGAAUUUUCACUAUUAAACUAAAGCAAUUAAAUACAAUGAAAUAUAUAUUUAUAUAUAAAUUCUUAGUUAAUAAUAUGUACCUCAAUUAAAUUAAAAUAGUGUUUUUAACAUUUUUGAGCAAUCAUAUUAUUACUGAAGUUUUAAAAAUGAUGUGCUGAGGUGAAUUUGGAGCAAAUUUGCUGCCAUCUUGAAAUAUUACAUUCCUUUUAUGGGUCUGAGCUAUUGGUCCCGAAGCGGAUGUAAUUUGUUCAGAUAGCUUUAAAUAGGAGAAUAGUCUAUCCUCAUCUGGGUGAUGAGUCUCUGGUGCUUGCAUUUCAAACUUCACCAUUGAUCUCCAUUUCUUCUUGAAAAUGGGAGGAAACACCCAUAUGGUGACUGUUUUUUAAAAUUUAAUAAAAUUAUUGUUCUAGGUUGGGGGUAAUUUUAAUUAGCCCAUUCUUGUAGAUAAUUGGAUGCUUUAAACAGUGGUUAUCAUGAAAAUCAAAACUGGUGGAGAAUAUACAAGUAAUUCAGGAAAUGAGUAAAACAGAGUAAGGUUAAACCUGACAAAAGGAACACAACAAAACAAUGAACGUGUCAGUAGGAAGCCUUCUUUAGCGAACAACAGAAAAAACAAAAUAACAUUUUUAAAAUGGCACUAACCUGAGAAGUAGUAUCCAAGAGGGCAGCAAAAGAAUUGAGACAGAAAAUAAGUGGGUGAGAGAUUAAAUAGGGAAGAGGGAAAGAAAAAGAGGAGAAGUUAGUCCACUGCGAUAGGUCCUGACGUGGUGGGGCGGAGCAAGGCUCAAGCUGUGAAUAGAGACAUGACAUUCAUGCCAUGUGAUGUCAAGGUGCCAUAGGUUAGGAUAAGCUUGUGUUCCAAAUUCACCCGGCUGAGUGUGUUCAUGCUAGUUACAAUCGCAGACCUGUUUACUCUUACGAUUUUGGCGUACAAUGUACGAUUUUAAGGUGUAUAGAUUGUAUAUACUGUUUAUUUUUUACUAUAAAUAUAACGUAUUGAACGAUUUUGUGAUGAUAUUCUACGAUUUUAAGAGUUUGAGGGUAAACAGGUCUGCAAUCGCACUAAUUGAAGUCCGCCUAGCUCUGGUGGUGACUUCUUUUUUCAGGUUUAACCUUACUAUGCUUUACUAAUUCCUACUUUGCUAAACUGAUUGCAGUCUCUCCCCUUAUUACCUGAGUAAUUAAGAAAUAGGUUUACCUUAUUUCAACUUGAUAUAUGGUUCCAAAAAAUUUAAUUUAAAAUUAUUUUUAAUAAUGAAAUAAGUUGAUUAUUUAUUUUUUUAAAGUUAACUAUGGAAUCUACUGAACUAAAAUAAGGGCUUACCUUUUUAUGAUAUAUCCUACCUAAUAAUAUGAAGAAAAUCACAGAAGAGAAUGGUCUCAAGUUUUUUCACAAAACCAAAGAUCAGAAGAAUGGAAAGAAAGUGUUAGUUUUGAAGAUUCAGAUGAAGGCAUAAAAAUUUAAAGUUUAAAAAUAAGACUAAGUUUGAUUUUUAUGUGCAAUAUGGUAAAUCACCGUUAGCAUGGCAUUGCUUUUCUACCCAAAUUAAAUGUGUAUUGUGACACAGUAAUUUGUAUUAAAACUAAAAACUCAUGUCUGGAUGCAAAAAAUUUAGUCACAUGUCAUAUCAAAAUUUUCAAAAAAUGACCUGUUCCUGGAUAUCUUAGUUAAUCCAUUGAAUAUUUUCAGACUUGCCAAUUUAAAUUAUAUGCAAGGAUUGGUUCAUUGUUUUCUUUUAACAAUCUCAUUUAAUCCCAGAAUGCCUCAGAAUUGCAACAAGUUGGUGCUGCCUUGACAAGACCUGAGGAGCUUGGAAACAAUGUAAGAAAAUUUAUAAAAAGAAUUAGACUAUGAAAACAAAUUUAGCUAGGCCACAUAACUUUUCAUUUGAAGAAGCCAAAUAGGUUGCAUUCAUUGGAAUUUAUUUUAUCUUAUAAUGAUAUUGACAUGAAGAAACAUUUUGUUUGACAGGGAAAUAUUUUGUUGACUGACUUUUAUUUUAUAUCAGCGCCUACUUAAACAGUUGUAGUGAUUUAAGCAGACCUGCCUUCCCAUAUUAAUUUUACGUAUUUGAUGCUUUUUGCACCUAUAAUAAGAAAGAAAACUGAUUUAUUGUUUUUUUUAAUGAAUAAUUUCACCCCCUCAAAAAAAAAGUUUUGUGUGAACAAUGAGAGUUUGCUGAAUUUCUUGGAAGUUGUGUCACCUCACUUUUUACCUUUUGUAAAUGCUAUCUCUGAUUGGUUCUUUGUCUUUCUGAGGCGCACUUAGUUACAAUGAAAGCCCUCAGCUAAAGCAAAGAAAAUAUCAAUGACCGGUUUACUCCAGUUUCUCCCUUUUCCAUUUCCAUUUUAUUUUGAGUUCUGCUUAAUUUAUGAAAAACGGCAGCUCCCUUUUCAGCUCUUUUUGUCAUUUAAAGGUAAACAUAUAGAUGUAUUUGCUUUGUCUAACAGUUUGAUUUAAAAGGGUUAAUUCUAAAAUAAUUUUUUUCUAAUUAAAGUAAGAAUUUGAGAGAUAUUAAAUACUUUUUAAUGUAUGGGUCUGCUUAAUGGAUUAUAACCUCAUUCUGAUAAAACCCUAUUUUAAAAAGGAUGAUGAAGACUUUUCAAAGUAAUAAAAAAGAAUGUGACAAUGCAGUUGUACUGUAUAUACUUACCUUUAGGUCCAUAUUUGCGAUUAACUUGUAGAUAGGUCGCACCCUCAGUUGGGGAGUUACAUGGCCCCUUUUUAACAUAAAUAUAACUAAUAUUUGUUAAACAUAUAUCCCAAAAUUUGUCCAAUACAACAUGAAUACUGAAAAGAAAUCAUCAUAAACUAUGUGAUUUUUAAAAAACGGCCUACCGCUGGAGUGAAAGUUUUCCUGUUCUGAGCAUUGAGCAACAUUGACUUAAUUGAGCUUUUUGAACACAUACAUUUUUAUUUUUAAUUUAAAUUAUCUGUUGCUUAUUGUUUUCUAUUGUCUCCUGAAGAAGGCAUCUAGCCAAAACAUCUGUUUAGUUAUCCUGUCUUUUAUAUUCAAGCCUAAACAUAUCUUGUUCCACUAAUUAUUUACUUCACACCACUUUACGCUUUACCUCAUAUAUAAUUGUAUUAAUUACUUAACACUGAAUAACAGUAGGCAACUUUGAUGUUGAGUGGAUAGUCACACCCCUGAUCUUAUAAAAAAAAAAUGUUAAAGUGUGCCCCUUACUCAAGUAUGUAUGAUAAAAGAUAUUGGGAACCAUAUUCCAGCAUUUACCAAAUUUUGGAGCCCAGAGCAAAUAAACAGGCCAUUUUUAGCUGAUGCAUAUUUAAGUUUAAGAUAUUCUUGUUUUGCCAGAUUAUAAAAAUUAACUAACUUUUAAAUAACAUACUAGUUAUAUUAACAUUCAAAUUAAUAUGAGUAGCCAUCUUUCGGUCUUAUUUUGCAGCUUUCAAUUAAUGGUUUUAUGGUUUUGUAUAUUUUAAUAACAUCAGUAAACAAACUUUUUUUUUAAAAUGGAUGCCAGGAUUUUAACUUUUAACUUUAAUCAUAGUAUUGGAAUUAAUUUAUCCUGGAGUGUUUUAAGUACCGUAGUUUUUGCAGUAAUUGAAAUUCAAUCAUUUGUAACAUCUACUCUGAAAUGUUAUAAGGUUGUUUUUAUUUCUUAGAGUAAUGUGGAGAUGCAGUGGGCUAUGAAAGCAAUGGAUCAUGCAACUGUACAUUACAAUGUAAGUUUAAAAGUUAGAAGUUUGUUGGGGGUGGUUUUUUCAUCCAAUAGACUCCAUAUUCAACAUACUUUUAAACUAAAGUUAUAAUAUAGUAUUUAUUUAUGUCUCAUAAAUUAAAUCAGAAGACUAUUUAAUUAUUUAUUUUAUCCCUAUGAUUUCACUUAGUAUGACAAUGCUACAAAAACUUGACAAUCAUUUUUUUAAAGCUCAUCACAUCAGUGGAUGCCUCCUGUCUGAGAUUGACAAAGGUUGAUGACAAAAUAUACACAAAGUUUCGAGAAGAGUUUCCAGAUUUAAAUGUUGCAAAACUGACUGAAAGUGAUUUGAAAACACCAGAAGCUAAGGAGGUUUGUUAAAUUUUUUAUAAAAUUACUUUUUAUAUCCCCUUGUCACCUGUAUCUAUAGACUUUAUAUAUAUAUAUGGCAUCCUUCCGUCUUCGUGAGUUCUACACUUUGACGAGUGGCUCACUAGGCCAAUCCUAGAAUGGCAAUCAGGGCUGCACCUCUCGCAGGAGAAUAUUGAAUCCCGGUAAAUUCUUGAUUUCCGAAUUGUUCUUUUUGAUUUAAGGGCCUCGUUUCGAGUAUCUUCUGCCUUUUUUACUCCUUCAAACACUGCUGUUCGCCAGUUGUAGCCAUGUUCGGCAAUGAACUCCCAUUCGUUUGUUUCAAUAUUGGCUUCCCUCAUGCUUCGUUUGCAAACGUCAAUAAAUCUCAGGCGCGGUCGUCCAAUAUGUCUUGUCCCUUCUACCAACUCUCCAGCAGUAUCUUUGGAAUAUGCCCUUCCUCCAUUCUCAAUACAUGACCUAACCAGCGAAGGCGCCUCUUCGUUAGAAAGGAGAAUAUGCUAAACAUGUGUGCACGUUCCAAAACCUCCACAUUAGGUACACUGUCCUAAAAAUGCUACACAGACAUCUUUGAUGGAAGCUGUUGAGUUUCCGCUCCUGGCUGAUAUAUGUGGUCCACACUUCGCUACCAUAUAGGAGCGUGCUAAGCAUGCAUGCCUGAUAGACUUUAAUGUGCAUACAAAAAGGGUCAUAUUUGUUACAAAAAUGAGCUUAAAUCAGAUAGAUGUAAAUAUUGUGUUUUCAAUGCACUUUGAGAUUACAUUAUGUCCAAAUUUAACCCAUUUGUUUUUAAAUGAUAGCCAAAAUCUCACAGCUGCAGAUUGGAAAAAUAGUUCUUUGCUCUUACAAAAAAAAAAUUUACUUUGUGCUCACAGGGUAAUACUAAAUGAUGUGACAAUGGUUAGUUCCAUUUUACAUUUAAGUAGGUUGAUGAACCAUAUUCAUCUCAUGAAAAAAAAAUAUCUUUGUUUGAAAUAAUUGAAAUUGUUUCUAACUUAGAUGAAUCUGAGGAUGAAGGUUUAAAAUAAUUUUCUCUGACUCGGAUAGAAUGCAAAGUAACAACAUAAUGUAUAUUAUACCUUCUAGUCGAAGUAUUCUUAAAAAAAGAAAAGUACUUUCAAAAUAUAAACAUUAACAGAUUAAAAUAAUUAAAGUCCAUUAUUAUAUCUCUUUAAACUAUCUUUAUUACCUGAGAAAACUAUUGAAAGCUUAGAUUGGAAACUCAAUACUACAAAGACGCAGUUCAUGGAGAAAAAUGCUAUAGUGGAGGACACAAUCUCUGUGAAUAACAGCUUACUGGUAGAUGUGACAGAGUUUGAAUAAUCAGGGAGAAAAAUCACACUAGAGACUGAUGGUGACCCUGAAAUCAGCCAAGGAAACCACAAAUUUGAAAUAGUGCCAUCCUACCAGAUCAACAACACCAAGGCUAUUAACUGGAAGUUCUCCAGACCAAAUGUUUGAGAAGGAUCCAUGAAACUGAACCUUCAAGCUCAAUUAAUUUAAAAUUUGGAAUAGUGAAGAUGUUAAAUUUAUGUUUUAAAAUUUGUUUUGUUUUGGAUUACCAAAAACAUUUAAUUUAUGUUUUUAUUUGCAAUAUUCCCAUUUUUUUAUUAAUAGAAAUGGAGAACCUUCUGUGAAUCAUUCAAGGGAGAAAUUGAAGAUUACAACAUGGGUACUUUAUUACGACUUAACUGUGAAGAUGAUUAUAAUCCGGAUAGUACAAUUUUCAGUAUGUAAUUUCUAAUUUCAUUUGGUCAGAUAAUUCUAUGAUUUAAAAAAUGAUGAAGAAUUGCAUAAUGUUUUGAGUAUAUCGUCACCAGUAGCUGAUUAAAAAAAAUAUAUAUUUACAUUUAAAGCACCUGGUAAAAUGGCAGAGGAAGUUUAUGAAUGUAAAUGUGUUUGUAGUUUUAUAGCGGGUACUAGAGUUAAAGCUGUGUCUAUAAGUGACUGUAACAGACACAAAAUUUCAAUUAAAUCGUAAAUGGAUUUUAACAAAAACAUAAUCCCUGAAGUUUCAUAAUUUUUUUAAUGGAUGCACAUUGUUUCAAGGUUUCCUACAUUCUUUUUCCUCAGAUGAAAUAAAUUUCACUCAUCAUAGGGCAAAAAAGUCAUUCAAUUAUCACAUGAAACACAUUAACAUUACUGAAAAUAACAUUAAAAACAUCCAUUUGGGUUUGACAUAGAAGUAAAAUCUUAAAUUUGAACUUCUAAAAUAUUUAAAAGAAAUUUUUAAGCUGAGUCAUUGGUAAUAACGUUUAUAAAGAUUAACAAGUUAAAUAUCACUCCAGAGCUUUUGUACCAUCUGCUUUUAUCUGUGUAUAUUUUAUAUUUUCAGGUGUCAGAACUCAGUUCCUAGCCAUUGAAAUAGCAAGAAACAGAGAGGGUCACAACAGCUGUUUGUUAAAGAAAAAGGAAAAAAUAAACAAGUCAUAGCAAUAAAUACAACUUUUGUUUUGCAGUUUGAUUUUAUUAUUUUUCAUACAAUGACACAUUUGGUAUAGUUAGAUCACACAUCUAAAGAAAAAUUUAAGCUUAUUCUUUUAUUAAAUUAGGAGACUUAAAGGAGUUUUAAAAAGCUUCUUUUUAAAAAUUAAGAUAACACGGACCAACCUACAUAAAAAAUUGUGUUUUUUUUUUUGUUGUUGUUGUAGAAUGUUGUUUAAAAAUGUGACUCAAAAAACAAAAAAAACUUGUUGACUUUUGUUUUCAUUUACAGAAUGUGAAAAUUAUUAAAUGUCUAAGAGUUAUUCAUUAAAGAUUACUUUCUAAAUAACAUCUGAUAGGCAAUCGUUUUGCAUCAAGUAACAGUCAUUAUUGUUCAUUAGUGUUUUUAUUUCUGUUAUAAUCUCACAUAUAAUUGAAGUAAGAAUUUAUUUUAAACCAUCUUAUUUUUUCUGGGAAAAUUUGCAAUAAUUAUUUAACGUCAUUUGCAUUUUUUAAAUAAGUCAGAUUAUGUGCAGAGUUUAAAUUUAGUUUCAAUAAAUAGAUGUAGACUUAAAGAUAAUGCAAUGUGUAUAGCUUCUGAUGUAUUUCUUUAAAAAUCUAAUAUUUGACAGUUAGUAAUGUCAAUCUUGGUGGGAAUUGUAAAAUGAAUUUUAAGAAUAUUAUUUUCUACUUUUAUUAUGAAAAUUUUAAUCUGUAAAUUAUUGAAGAAUUUUUUAAAACAAUGAAUUCUUCAAACAUCACAGGUAUAGUGGUAUAGUAAACUCGACUCUGUACCCAGGCAUGAAACUAAAAGUAGAAUUUAACAACUUCUUGCCGUCUGGCGUCUAAUUGCUGAAAUGCCCCAAUCCCUUUUUGAAAUCUUACAGAUAGGACCGAUGUAUGUUGUUAGCAAAGAGAUAGGGUUGUUGUUUUUUAAAUACUUUUCUUAUAACCCCAUCAUCACCCCGACCCCCCUCUCCCUCAACCCAGCAUAUCGAGCUGCAGCUCUGUGUCAUCAACUCAGAUGUGACCUUACAGGUCAGCAUGAGGCACACUGGAUCACGUGAGAGGGUCACACAAGAAAAAAAAUUAUGCUACAAAGAUAAAACUUACAAACCCAAAGAUUUGAGAGUAGAAAGGUUUUUUUUUUAUUAAUUGUUUUUUGACUUACCAAUUUGUUUAACAUUGAUGUAAAAAGAACCUGUUGCAUUUAUUUAAAAAUAAAGAAAUUUUAAAACGCUCAGUAUUCCUAAUUUAUUUUUGCUCAUUAGUUGUUUUUUUCUCUUCUCAAUUAGGUUAACAUAAUAAAUUAAUUAAACUUAAAUAUGAACCGUACCAUAAUGAAAUACCCUUAUAUAUACAUAAGUUUCCGCCAAUAAAAUCUAAGGCAUUCAAAACCACUUUCCAAGGAAAAU
This is a messenger RNA of Lymnaea stagnalis (great pond snail), 10839 nucleotides long. NCBI's taxonomy places the organism in Eukaryota, Metazoa, Mollusca, Gastropoda, Lymnaeidae. The record is from the annotation of a GenBank genome assembly.